UUUCCUAAUCUGAAAUAUCAGAUUAGUAAGAUGUUACAACAUUUUUUUUCUCAUCAAAAAGUCAUCCCACGCUCUAUUCAAAAAAGAUAUUUUAAUCUUAUUCGUUCCAAAUUACUCGAUAGAUAUUUCAUUAUCAAAUCACGUGCUGACAGUAUCACACAAAGAAAUUCCCGCACAAAAACUUUCUUUAAUUUCUCUUAUAAACGUUAUCAUUUUUAUUUCGGUAUUUUUAUACCAUGUAAUUUUCCACUAUUUAUAAUUUUGGAACUGAACACACACAGUUGUGUAGUGUCCCCUCCCCUUUCAUCAUGUCUCACAAUAGACGUGCCUGUGUUUCUCAUCAAAAAAAUUUAGAUAUUUUUCAUAAUAUCAAGAAACACACCCUGGUUCAAAAUAAUAAUACCAUUAAUAACAAACGGUUUCAUGCAAACUAUACUUAUCACCGAUGGCAUUAUAAUGUCAUAAAACACAUUCACUCAAAUCGUCUAGGAAUUUCCUAUGACGUCUCAUAUUUAGCAAACGGAUACGAAUCUUUUUACAAAUACAGGGACCGUCGUAUGUACCGUAAACGAUUGGAUAAUUUCUGCUCACACCACUCCGAUAGUAGUAAAAGGAGUAAAAAACAAAAAGCCCGCUUUCAGCGGGCAUGUAGAUCUGUUUUCUACAAUCGUAGUAAUAACAAGAAGAAAUUACAGAAACGUGUGGAUAGUCUUGAAGAAAAACUUCACCGUGCCACUCAACAUCGAUUUUUAUUUCUACCUUCACAACAUAUCAACAAACCUAUACAACAUUUGAAAUAUCACAAGAAAGAAGUACUCAGAGAUGAGGAAUAUUACAAUUUUUAUAUACCUCCAGAUCCCAUUAAGACUCAAGGUGCAUUUGCUACCGUAAUCAAACUUGACCCACCCCUUCAACCCCGUCCAGGGAAUGAUUCGAUUAGAACAUCAAAUAUUAGCUCGCCUGCCAAUACCUUACAACCCGCUCUCGUUAAAGACGAGAACAUUUGGCAUGACAAGCUGGGCAUUUGGAUUCCUAACGACCUCUUCCCUUAUGUAACUGAUGAACCUGUUUACAUUUCUAAAAGACAGGCAAAACUUAAAGGUUAACAAUACACACCAGGUAGUGUGUAUUGGUUAAACGGUAUUAAAAAACGUAAAGAAGCUCAUGAACUAGCUUUACAACAAGAAAAAGACCGAGAAGC
Molecule: messenger RNA, 1201 nt
Organism: Rhizophagus irregularis DAOM 181602=DAOM 197198
Lineage: Eukaryota; Fungi; Glomeromycota; Glomeromycetes; Glomerales; Glomeraceae
Source: RefSeq, a predicted model, not a curated record